GAAAACCUUUGCUGUUGGUAAAAGAGAAUGGCGAGAAAUUGGUGGCUUAAAUUUCCGCUCCGCCGCAGGAACUUUGAAGCUUGUCAGCUUUUCUUUCUUUGAUACCGAACGAGGGGUAUAUAUAUAAAUACAUACGUUCCAGCACAACUAAAAUGAAGCAAAAGCCGCCAGUGAUUACUACGCCAAGUUCCAAUUGGAAGAAGUUACUUCCGACCAUUCAACAAGCAGAACCUAAAAAACCAAACGACAAAAAACGAAAAGCUAAAGAUCAGCAUUCCGAUGGCAAAUUUAAACGAUCAAAAAAGACAAUUGGAACCGUUCUUCAAGUUGAAAAAUCGACAAAGACUGCAACAACAUCCGUUCCGUCCAAAGACGAACUAUGGUUCGGCGAAGAUAUUGACGAGAAAACGUUCGAACAAGUGUACGGCAAACGCAAAACAGCCAAGGAGAUCAAAGAAAUGAAAAAAGAAAUGGUGCAACAGAUGGACACUGUUUCAGGAGACCAGGCAAAGAUCGGCAAGUACGUAGCUAUUGAUUGUGAAAUGGUGGGUAUUGGGGAAGACGGCGUUGCAUCAGCGUUGGCUCGGGUCAGUUUGGUCAACUUUCACGGUGCUGUACUACUGGAUUCCUAUGUCAAGCCAAUGGAUCGUGUCACCGAUUAUCGAACCUUUGUCAGCGGUAUUAAGCCCGAGCACUUGAAGGACGCAAUGUCGUUUCGAGAAGCACAGCAAAAAGUCAACGAUAUCAUUCAGGACCGCAUUCUAGUCGGCCACGCCGUUCAGAACGAUUUAUCGGUAUUGAUGUUAACUCAUCCGCCAUUAAUGAUUCGAGACACUUCAAAAUUCAAGGCGUUCCGCGAGUUAGCGGCUGGACGAACGCCAGGUCUGAAGAAGCUAGUAAAGGAGAUAUUGGAGAUUGAUAUUCAAUCCGGAAGUCACUCUUCGAUUGAAGACGCACGGUUCACGAUGAUGCUGUAUCGCAAGGUCAAAGACGAGUGGGAAAAGGAGCUAGGUGCACGCGUAGGCUUAAAGAUGAAGGCGAUGAAUGAGAAGCUCAAUGCACGCGCACUGAAGCAAGAGCGACAAGAUGCACAAACCGCAGCAGCAAGUAGCAAAAAGCAAAAACGCAAGAAAAACUAAAGUUACCCCUCUCUUACCCCUACCUUACUCCAACACUCACUCAUCCAGCGCAUCUAAUACUUCAUACAAACCCACCUUUCAUUAUGUCAUGUACUGUAUAAAAAAAAG
This is a messenger RNA of Zychaea mexicana, 1247 nucleotides long. RefSeq names its product ribonuclease H-like domain-containing protein. The transcript has 6 exons. NCBI's taxonomy places the organism in Eukaryota, Fungi, Mucoromycota, Mucoromycetes, Mucorales, Lichtheimiaceae. The coding region runs from base 153 to 1139 and encodes 328 amino acids. Gene Ontology annotation, biological process: rRNA processing; ribosomal large subunit assembly. The record is from RefSeq and is a predicted model, not a curated record. Gene Ontology annotation, molecular function: 3'-5' exonuclease activity; nucleic acid binding. Gene Ontology annotation, cellular component: nucleus.